UCUGCCAGAAUAAUCACUCCGGUACAUGGGCUUCCUGUCCUGAUCGGCGAGGGAUGGCUGAAAAUAACCUCCUCAUCAGCGCAUCCAUACUUUUCACUGGGGCUUCGCACACAACCCUACUGGACUGGGCUAAUCUUCUACACACACCAAUCCCCAAGAAUACACAGUUCUACAAGAUGCAAGAGGUCUACCUCAUACCGGCUGUACAACAGGCCUACAGAGACCAGCACGAGGAAAUCAUCAAACGUCUCCUGGAACAUUGUGCAUCGGGCCAUACAAUUGACCUCAGUGGUGAUGCAAGAUGUGACAGCCCCAGUUUCAGUAGCAAGUAUUGCACUUACAGCUUUCUUGAUGACGCCACAAAAGAAAUUGUGCACUUUGAGUUGGUCCAGGUCACCGAGGCAUCCAGUUCUGUUGCAAUGGAGCUGACAGGGUUCCAGAGGGGACUUGAUUAUUUACUGGAGAGGGGACUGAAAGUUGGUGUUGUGACAACUGACAGAUCGCCGUCAGUUCGCAAAUUCAUGAGGGAGAACUACAGCAGCAUUCAACACGAAUUUGACAUUUGGCACGUCGCGAAAGGUGUGAAGAAAAAGCUGAUGGCCAUUUCAAGCAAGAAGGACACCAAACCCCUUGAGGAAUGGAUAAAAUCCAUUACAAAUCAUUUGUACUAUUCAUGUGGCUCAUCCAAGGGAGAUAAAGAGGUAAUGAUGAACUAUAAUGUAAUCAAAUUAGUAGAUCUUGGGCAUGGUGAUGAUACAUGUGGUAGAGGUGUGUCAUCAACCACAGGGUUUGAAAUUGCAGUUGUGCUAGUAGAUACAGUCUCCCAUGGCAGCUUUGCAUGGUUGCCUCAGUCAGUCUGCGUUGGUCAUUGGACGUCUCUCCUCAACCACAUCAGCGGAAUUCACAGAUGGGAAGAUGGUGAUUCCGAAUACGCUUGCCAACAUCCACCACUAACUGAGGACCAGCAGAGGCGCAAGAAGUGGCUGGACAAAAACUCGCCUGCUUUUCUUGGACUGCAGACAGUAGUCAUGGAUAAAAACCUCCAAAGAGACCUGAAUCAAAUGGCGCUCUGCAAGCUCACAGGAUCUCUGGAGGUGUACCAUUCCUCGAUGCUAAAAUAUGCGCAGAAACGGGUGCAUUACGGCUACGACGGCAUGAGGGCCCGCACCCAACUUGCUAUCCUGGACCAUAACGCCAAUGUUGAGCGACCACAGGCAACAACAAAAAAGGGGGAACUUAGGCACAGAUUUGUCUAUCCAAAGCAGAGCGACCAUUGGGUUGCCAAGCCCAUCUACAGAAAGACGCAACAGGCAUUCCGUGACGACCUCAUGCAGCGUGUCUUGGACAGGAGACACAACCGUCAUAUUCUCAGAACCUCCUCGUCCAGCACGGCCUCGGAGGUUGCUCCACAACAUCGCCCCAGUGCCAAGACCUGA
This is a messenger RNA of Engraulis encrasicolus (European anchovy), 1436 nucleotides long. RefSeq lists its product as uncharacterized. The transcript has 7 exons. The coding region runs from base 54 to 1436 and encodes 460 amino acids. The record is from RefSeq and is a predicted model, not a curated record. Lineage: Eukaryota; Metazoa; Chordata; Actinopteri; Clupeiformes; Engraulidae.